AUGGGACGUGGGUUUCCGUGGUGCUGCUUCAGUCUCUGUAGACCUCACGGCACUUGCUCAGGGGCUGCCACUGCUGCCAGAGUGAUUGACCGGUUUGAGGAAGGAGACGAUGGGGAAGGUGACUUCCUGGCUGUGGGUAACAUUCGGAAACUGGCCUCAGCCUCCCUCUUGGACACAGACAAAAGGUAUUCUGGCAAGACCACCUCUAGAAAAGCUUGGAAGGAAGACCAGUGGGAGCAUCCUCUGUCAGGUUCAUCCGACAAGGAAAUAUCUGAUGAGGAAGAGUCUGGAGAUGGCGAUUCAGAGGGGCUGGGGCUGGAGGAAUCUGAUGAGGAUGCCAUGAGUGCUGCUGAGGAACAGGAGUGUGGUGAUGAUGGGGACAGUAGUCUGGCCUGGAGGAAGGGGGACAGAAGCCACUCUGGGAAAACACCAGGCUUCACUAUCCAGAAUAUCAGUGACUUUGAAAAAUUUACUGAGGGAAUGGAUGACCUUGGUAGCAGUGAUGACGAGGAAGACGAAGAGGAGGAGAGUGGCAUGGAAGAAGGGGAUGGUGAAGAAGAUUUAGAGGGUGCCAGUGAGGAAGACAGGGCUGAAGACAGGAACAGUGAAGAUGAUGGUGUGGUGAUGACCUUCUCCAGUGUCAAAGUUUCCGAGGAAGUGGAGAAAGGCAGAGCUGUGAAGAACCAGAUAGCACUGUGGGACCAGCUCUUGGAAGGAAGGAUCAAACUACAAAAAGCUCUGUUGACUACCAAUCAACUUCCUCAACCGGAUGUUUUCCCUGUUUUCAAGGACAAGGGUGGCCCAGAAUUUGCCAGCGCCUUAAAAAAUAGCCACAAGGCACUUAAAGCACUGUUGAGGUCAUUGGUAGAUCUUCAGGAAGAGCUGCUCUUCCAGUACCCGGACACCAGGUACCUAGUAGAUGGGACAAAGCCCAAAGCAGAAAGUGAGGAGGAGAUUUCAAGUGAAGAUGAAGAGCUGGUAGGAGAGAAGAAGAAGCAGAAAAGGGCCCCACCAAAGAGGAAGCUGGAGAUGGAUGACUAUCCUGGCUUUAUGGCAAAGCGUUUUGCUGACUUCACAGUUUACAGGAACCGCACACUUCAGAAGUGGCACGACAAAACCAAACUGGCUUCUGGAAAACUGGGGAAGGGUUUUGGUGCCUUUGAAUGCUCAAUCUUGACUCAGAUUGAUCAUAUUCUAAUGGACAAAGAAAGAUUACUUCGAAGGACACAGACCAAGCGUUCUAUCUACCAAGUUCUUGGCAAACCCGAGCCAGCAGCGCAGCCUGUCCCAGAGAGUUUGCCAGGGCAACCGGAGAUUCUUCCUCAAGCUCCUGCCAAUGCCCACCUGAAGGAUUUGGAUGAAGAAAUCUUUGAUGAUGAUGACUUUUAUCACCAGCUCCUUCGAGAACUCAUAGAACGGAAGACCAGCUCAUUGGAUCCCAAUGAUCAGGUGGCCAUGGGAAGGCAGUGGCUUGCAAUCCAGAAGUUACGAAGCAAAAUCCACAAGAAAGUAGAUAGGAAAGCCAGCAAAGGACGGAAACUUCGGUUUCAUGUCCUUAGCAAGCUACUGAGCUUCAUGGCACCUAUUGACGAUACCACAAUGAAUGAUGACGCCAGGACAGAGUUAUAUCGAUCUCUUUUUGGCCAACUCAACCCUCCAGAAGAAGGCCACGGGGAUUGACAGCACCCAUCUCUCUUGCUGCAAGGCCUUGAGGGUGGCCUCCAGCCCGGCAGCGCCUUGGCCAGGUCGGCUGCUCAUCCAGCCCCAAGUGGAGGAACCCACUGGCCUAUGGGGUUGAGUGAGUCAGGGACUUCCUGGGAAGGUGUGCUGUUCAGAACACACGCCUAACCAAGUCCCAGGACGCCUGGAAUCACCUGUCUCUGUCUCUGGCACUUCCAUGUGCAAAGCACCCUUCCCCCGUGUCCUUGAGCCGCCACAAAUAAAGAGCGUUGUUACUGGC
This is a messenger RNA of Myotis brandtii (Brandt's bat), 1960 nucleotides long. It is a transcript of the gene AATF, whose product is annotated as apoptosis antagonizing transcription factor. The record is from RefSeq and is a predicted model, not a curated record. Gene Ontology annotation, cellular component: nucleus; nucleolus. The transcript has 13 exons. Lineage: Eukaryota; Metazoa; Chordata; Mammalia; Chiroptera; Vespertilionidae. Bases 1 to 1680 code for a protein of 559 amino acids. Gene Ontology annotation, biological process: regulation of transcription by RNA polymerase II.